UGACGCUCUGCUCUGUGUGGACGCUCUUAAAACCCCGUCUCCCCAAAAUCUUCACUGCGCCAAAGCCCCUCUUCCUCUCUCUAUAUGGCGUUGGACAGAGAAAAGCUUGAGGAAGAAUCUGUAAUACGCCGCUUCUAUCAGAUUAUUCUUAGUUGGGACUACUUUCGUCUCCUCAAGGAAUCCAAGAAGCAGAAGAACAAUGGGGGAGAGUCUGGGGAUGGAGAUGCAUUGAGACUGCCCAAAGUGAAGUCUCAGUAUAAAGACGUUGAUGAAUAUGUCUCUACUUACGAGCCUCUUAUUUUUGAAGAAGCAAAAUCUCAGAUUAUUAAGCAGAACGAGGACGAAGAGGUCACUGAAUGGAAGUUAGGUGUAGUAAAGAGUUGCACAGAGGCAGAUGGGUUUCAUUUUAUUGAACUUCCUUGUGAGAUCAAGGAGGGUGAGUCAGUAUCGCAGAAUGAUCUUCUACUACUUUCAAAAGAAAAGGAAGGAUCUAGGAAACCAUUGGCAUUGUCCUGGACAUGGGACGCAAAAUUGACAUGGACAUUGCAGCACAACAAAUCUGAAUUUCUGAAUGGUAAAAAAUUUCCUACUGUGUAUGCAUUUGCUUGGUGGAGCACAUACGUAGAUUUUCUGAGGCCAGACUUCUACGAGUCAGACUCUAUCUGGCUGGAGAGUUUUCACAUUUUAAUACAAAUGAUGCAAAGUCUUGCCCAAGACUGUUGA
Molecule: messenger RNA, 723 nt
Organism: Prosopis cineraria
Lineage: Eukaryota; Viridiplantae; Streptophyta; Magnoliopsida; Fabales; Fabaceae
Product: probable helicase MAGATAMA 3
Exons: 5
Coding region: 85-723 (212 amino acids)
Source: RefSeq, a predicted model, not a curated record